This is a messenger RNA of Gavialis gangeticus (Gharial), 1530 nucleotides long. RefSeq names its product SH3 domain containing GRB2 like endophilin B1 (gene SH3GLB1). The record is from RefSeq and is a predicted model, not a curated record. Lineage: Eukaryota; Metazoa; Chordata; Crocodylia; Gavialidae. Gene Ontology annotation, cellular component: cytoplasm; membrane. Gene Ontology annotation, molecular function: protein binding. The transcript is spliced from 12 exons. The coding region runs from base 19 to 1161 and encodes 380 amino acids. Gene Ontology annotation, biological process: membrane organization.
UGCCAUAAGAGCCUUUUAAUGUUUACAGAAGAAAAACUUGGCCAAGCAGAGAAGACAGAGCUAGAUGCUCACUUGGAGAACCUUCUCAGUAAAGCAGAAUGUACAAAAUUGUGGACAGAAAAAAUUCUGAAACAGACAGAGGUGUUACUGCAGCCAAAUCCGAACGCUAGAAUAGAAGAAUUUGUCUAUGAAAAGUUGGACCGCAAAGCACCAAGUCGUAUGAAUAAUCCAGAAUUACUGGGCCAGUAUAUGAUAGAUGCUGGGAAUGAAUUUGGCCCAGGGACAGCAUAUGGAAAUGCACUCAUCAAAUGUGGGGAAACACAAAAGCGAAUUGGAACAGCAGACAGAGAACUAAUACAAACAUCUGCAAUAAACUUUCUCACUCCACUAAGAAAUUUUAUUGAAGGGGACUACAAAACAAUUGCUAAAGAAAGAAAGCUACUGCAAAACAAGAGACUAGAUUUGGAUGCAGCGAAAACCAGACUGAAGAAGGCAAAAGUUGCAGAAGCUAGAGCUGCACAACUAAACACGUCUCAGCCUGAAGAAAAUAACUUUAUGGUAAAUGUCUCUUACAUGCUCAACUUGCUGCAUGUAAAGUGGCUAAAGAUUUGGGCAGAAGAAGUGACAAAAUCUGAACAGGAAGUAAGAAUAACUCAGAGUGAAUUUGACCGUCAAGCAGAGAUUACAAGACUUCUGCUGGAAGGAAUCAGCAGUACACAUGCACAUCAUCUUCGCUGUCUGAAUGAUUUUGUUGAAGCUCAGAUGACUUAUUAUGCACAAUGUUACCAAUAUAUGUUGGACCUCCAGAAACAACUUGGAAGCUUCCCAUCUACCUUCCUCUCUAACAAUAAUCAGUCUUCCUCAACCCCUGUGCCAAGUGUAUCUGCUCCAUCAGUCUUGGCCUCUGCUUCUGCUUCAUUGCCUUCAGUAAGCAAUUCAGUAGUUACUUCAGGCUUCAGUGAACUGAAGUCAUCAAGUGGCAACAGGAAGGCCAGAGUUCUCUAUGAUUAUGAUGCUGCAAACAGCAGUGAAUUAUCGCUACUUGCAGAUGAGGUGAUAACAGUUUACAGUAUCCCUGGCAUGGAUUCAGACUGGUUGAUGGGUGAAAGGGGAAAUCAGAAGGGCAAAGUGCCUAUUACUUAUUUAGAACUGCUAAACUAAAUGGUUGGCCUAUAUAAAGACUGUCAGUUAUGGCGACAUCCUAUUUAUGUACAAUUAACUUUAUAUAAGCAGGUUUAAGUGUCUUCCAUAUUAUUGUCUUAAGGGACGAAUACCAGCCAUCAGAAACUGGCUUUUCUGCCAACGUUGUUGCAUGGUAAAUACUCUAUUCAGAUUUAAUUUGUGUUUAAAGGUUUUACUUCAUGUGCCAAGAAUGUGUUUCCUACAGAAUUGUUUCUACUGAAGUUUUCACUAAUACAAGCUUAUACUUUUGAGUAAUCUAGAUUGAAAGCAGGAGGUACUGUUUUCUACUGAAUUUUUCAUUAAUGGCAAGCUUCUUUCUUCACAUAAAAUAAACUUAUUGUGAAUUGA